CUUCACUUUUUUCUUUUUUACUUAUUAUAAUGUCUGAUCAUGAAGAUGUUGAUGCACUCUUUGAAGAUGAUCCUGGACCAUUAGAAGAAGUCAUUGACGAAGAUGAUGCAGAAGAUCUCAAAUUAGAUCAGGCAGAAAACAAAGUUUGGCUCGUCAAAGUUCCAAGGUUUCUUUCCGAGAUGUGGAAGAAGAUUGAUCAAGAGAAUGUGAGAUUAGGAAGUGUUCGUAUAUAUAAAGACAGUGCACAGCAAGGAAAAUCAAGUGUGUCUCUUGUCUUACCAGAUAACGAAACAACAGCGAAUAUUCCAAAAGAGUACAGCAUCAAUUUCAUAUCAACAGAUGUGCAGAAUAAGUUUGUAUUUUCACAAUCAGACCACGGCAAGGCAAUCAGCGGCACAGUGUACCAUGAAGGAGUAGCUGUACCUACAGAAACGAAUGCAUACAGAAACAUUAUGAGAAAGAGAGUGAUGGAAGCAGGCACGCCACAGAGAACGACACAGGUUCUUGGGCAGAACAAUCAGCCAAUUUUUGUACCAGGAGCAAGCAGUACAGUUCCAACAAGUGAUUUUGCAGACUUUGUUCAAUCCAAAAAACCAAGACUCGACAAAGAAAAAGCAACACGUAUGCCCAGAAACGAACUUAUGGAUUUAUUAUUUGCGGCAUUUGACAGAUACCCCUACUGGUCAUUUAAGGGUAUUUUGGAAGAAACAAAGCAACCCAGUCAAUACUUGAAGGAAAUACUCAAUGAGAUUUGUAUCUUAAACAAGAGAGGGCCUUAUGCUGGUAACUAUCAACUGAAACCAGAAUUCAAGCAGAGGCUUUCCGCAGCUGAAAAACAGAAUGUGGUAGAAAAAUCACCAGAAGAGGCUACAUCAAGUGAAGAUGAAGAGUUCAUGGAGGAUGUGAAGUUGUAGUGGAUUUGAAAUGAAAAAAAGGAAAGAAGGACAGUCUUGUUCGAUAAUAAAGUCUAUAAUUAGAACAUAGUCUCUAAAGUAAAGUGUACUUUUUGUUAAAAGGAACUGUAAAAUAGACCUUUUUGAAUAUUGAAAAUGCACAGUAUGAUAACAAAAUAAAGGACAUCUUUUAUCAUUUUUUCCAUGUAAUAAACAUGAUGCUUCCCAAACAAACAAUAUGCA
Messenger RNA from Rhizopus microsporus ATCC 52813, 1136 nucleotides. Its product is annotated as transcription initiation factor IIF, beta subunit. NCBI's taxonomy places the organism in Eukaryota, Fungi, Mucoromycota, Mucoromycetes, Mucorales, Rhizopodaceae. The record is from RefSeq and is a predicted model, not a curated record. Gene Ontology annotation, cellular component: transcription factor TFIIF complex. Gene Ontology annotation, biological process: transcription initiation at RNA polymerase II promoter; transcription by RNA polymerase II. The transcript is spliced from 5 exons. The coding region runs from base 30 to 914 and encodes 294 amino acids.